AUGAAGGUUUCUGCAGCACUUCUGUAUCUGCUGCUCAUGGCAGCCACCUUCAGUCCCCAGGGACUUGCUCAGCCAGAUGCAGUUUCCAUUCCAAUCACCUGCUGCUUUAAUGUGAUCAAUAAGAAAAUUCCUAUCCUGAGGCUGGAGAGUUCUACAAGAAUCAGCAACAUCCAGUGUCCCCAGGAAGCUGUGAUCUUCAAGACCAAAUGGGGCAGGGAGGCCUGUGCUGACCCCAAAGAGAGGAUCAGAGAUUCCAUGAAGCAUCUGGGCCAAAUAUCCCAAAAUCUGAAGCCUGGAGCCUUCAUACCUGAACUAAGAAUCAGAGCCUGAAGGAAACUUAUUUAUCUUUCCCAAGCUCCCCCAGGUACAGUGUGACAUUAUUUUAUUAUCACUUCUGCAAAGAGAUUCUUUUUAAAUAAUUUAAAGCACAAUAUUUCUUAAAUAUUUAAUUAUAUUUAAGUUAUUGUUGUUUUAACUCCAUCUGCCAUACAUCCUGGUGAAUGUGAAAUACAAAAUCCUGGAGAUGUGUUUUUUUGUUUUUGUCUUCCUGUGAGCUCAAUUAAGUUCACGUGAAAAUGUCAUUGUUCUCCCUCCUACCUGUCUGUAGUGUUGCGAGGUCCUCCCAUGGAUCAUCGGGGGUGAAACACUCUUGAAUUCUUUGGCAAUCAAUGCUCCUGUAAGUCAGAUGUGUGCUUUGUACUGCUGCGGUUGAAAUUAAUGUUACUGUGUAUAACUACAGAAUUUUGAAAAAAUUUGCAAAAAGAAAAAGAUAUAUAAUUUAAAACUA
This is a messenger RNA of Callithrix jacchus (white-tufted-ear marmoset), 787 nucleotides long. It is a transcript of the gene CCL8, whose product is annotated as C-C motif chemokine ligand 8. NCBI's taxonomy places the organism in Eukaryota, Metazoa, Chordata, Mammalia, Primates, Cebidae. Gene Ontology annotation, molecular function: chemokine activity; CCR chemokine receptor binding. Gene Ontology annotation, biological process: antimicrobial humoral immune response mediated by antimicrobial peptide; chemokine-mediated signaling pathway; inflammatory response. Gene Ontology annotation, cellular component: extracellular region. The record is from RefSeq and is a predicted model, not a curated record.